Messenger RNA from Boleophthalmus pectinirostris (great blue-spotted mudskipper), 6974 nucleotides. RefSeq names its product Wilms tumor protein 1-interacting protein homolog. The transcript has 6 exons. Gene Ontology annotation, cellular component: adherens junction; transcription regulator complex; nucleus. Gene Ontology annotation, molecular function: transcription corepressor activity. NCBI's taxonomy places the organism in Eukaryota, Metazoa, Chordata, Actinopteri, Gobiiformes, Gobiidae. The record is from RefSeq and is a predicted model, not a curated record. Bases 3569 to 4120 code for a protein of 183 amino acids. Gene Ontology annotation, biological process: negative regulation of hippo signaling; cytoskeleton organization; positive regulation of miRNA-mediated gene silencing.
GCCUGCAUUCCCUUCUUCAGUCCUUCUGCAAACCAUUUCUGGUGCUUGUUCACGUUAGGUCGCCUUGGUGAGUGGUACCUCAUAGGCUGCUUCAGACCACUCAAACAGAGCCGUACGGCUCUCAUUGGACUGUAGAAACACCCCCACACUGGCCCGCCUGCCCUUAACUGUCACAAAGAAUAGGACUGUCUGAAUCUUUUCCCUUAAGUGUACCAAGGGUGCUUGUCAGUAAUCUUGACAGACACAUUUUAACUGUGGUACAGGCAAGUGUACAUGCUUGUGUACGUUGUCAUAUAACACGACUCCAAACUAAUCUUUUGUUAUUGGCAAUAUGGGGAAAAACGAAUCAUGAUUUUAUUUUAUUUUUUCCCCCUCUCAUAUUGAUUGAUCUGGAUAUUUGAUAUGUGCUUCUUCUGUCUUAUUAAAACAUAGACUGACAUACUUCAGGAAUAAAAAAACGUGUCAAAAUCACUACAGGUUUUAAUUCUUACUUCCUUUAUUCUUUCUUAUUUACAGAAAAAUUCACAUUUAAAGUCUGGAAUGAGUUUGUACAGUAUAUUAAAUCUAAUGCAUUCGCGUUACCAUUAACGAUAAAAACAUAUGCAUGCGCACUGCCGCUAACAACAGAAACACAUCCUAUGUCCAUGUGUUAAAUGAGAUCUUAAGUAAAGUUUAUGAGUAAAAACUUUUCAUAACUUUGGUUAUAAAGAUGAGAAGCACCAAGAGGAGAGAAAGAGGAGAAAAGGUGAAGAGCUGGAUCAGAGAAGGUGCAGGGGUAGGGGUUGGAUGACUCUGUGCACACACAGGAGUCAGAGGGAGAGAGAGACUGGACUUUUAGUCAAAAGUUAAAUUUUAAGUUUAAGUAGUUUAAGUUAAAUCUUCUGAACAUUUGAGGUAACAAAGGGACAUGCUGUGACUCAGGCUACUUUUUCCCCAAAUAAGACUGUAAAUCCUUCUCGGCUCCUCCACGCACUCUUACCACCACAUGAUUGGCUGUGACCUGUCGAUUAAUAUGCACAUGCUUUAUCACAGAGAUGGACCAAAGUAGAAAUUGCUAUCUGUCAACCUUUCGAUUUUUGGCACAACCCUACCUCUAAGUUUGCACCAGUUAGACUGACAUUAGACUGCUUUUAUACACAAUGUACAACCGCAUCUUCCUCCUUUUGUCACAUUUAUAGCAAGAAGUGCAGAUCUUCAUAUGAACUCUUUAAAUGUACAGUGUUUCCAUUUAGGCAGAUGCUGAUAAAAUAGGCAUUGCUUCAACAUGUAAAAAAAAACCCAAAACAUAACAUUUCUGUCUCUGUAAAAUGUAUUUGUGGGGUACAACAAUACCCCCAUCUUAUAUUGUGGGGAGAAAUUGAAAAAAAUACUAGAGUCUGACGCAGCCUCUGCAUUUUAUUGUUUACUAUCAUGGCAAUAAAAUGCACUUCUGUCCAAGGAGCUUAUUAACCCUUUAUACCUAUUUUAAUACACAGGGUCCUACUUAAAAUGUUAUAGAUAAUCAACCCAAUUUUUUGUAAUUUUUUUUAAAGUUAAAUUUUUAUUAAUCACCCUGAGAACAUAUUUUGAUAAACUUUAACAUAUUAAGUUCCAUAAAAAAACUAAUGGAAUUGCAUUAGAUUGCAUUUCUAGUGGUCUUGAAACCUAAAUUUGUAAUACACAAUUCAUCAAAAUCAAGUGCAGAUGUUCUGAAUUCAAUUACAAUUGGUAGAUCAAAUUAGAAAUGUAUAUACAAAUGUAUAGGUCUAAAGUCACGAUGAAUUACAAAAUAUUCUGUAUUAUUGCAUUAUAUGGGGAAAAAUAAAAUCAAAAAGCCAUACUGGUUUUAGGUGCCUGAGGGUUAAAGGCUGUACUUGAUGACGUGGAAAACUUGAUAACAUGAAAAACUACAAUAAUUAAUUAGCUAAUAGCUAAUUUAUUUUAAACAGUUUGGAGUGGUCCAUCCUUGCCAUUUGUACACUUGCACUUGCAUCACUCUGAAUUCUAAGGAGCUUCAGAAUAAUGACUUCCCGAUGUCAGUUGAAACAUCACAGGAAACUCUAACCAGAUCAUAUCAAGACCCAGCCUAAGGAGUGACCUAACAAUAAGGAAACCUGUCUUUAUUUGGGACAACAAAUAAUAACCUUACGACUCCAUAAAGCAUUGUAUUGAGCACUCAGUUCACACAAUACUGAAGAUGGUGGGCAGCUAGCAGCUGAUACAUGUCAAGGUAAAUAUAUCUCACUAACACAGGCUGAACACAAAAAUAACCACUUUUUUGAUUUUGAAGCUGGACAAGGUCACAUAAAUGAGAGAUGGCAAAGGAGGGCAGUGCAUGUGUAGGUGCAGACUGAGGCAGAACUGACAAAAACACAAAGAAUCUGUCCCACCCUCUCUCCCUCCCUACAUCCCUCCAUAACAUUGGGCAGAGAGUGGGUGCUGGAGAGGAGAGGUGUGGGGGGUUGAAUGGGCCAGCUAGUGACCUCAGGCAGAAAGAAUGUCCCCGUUUGCUCAGUCAGCCCACUCCCCAAGCAGCGCUGCACACAGUCAUGAGCGCCCAGGCCAUUGUAUUCACCUUUCAGAGUCCAGAGCAAAGGCCAUAGACGAGCGCCCAGGACACCUCUCCUGCUGCUGCACUCACCUCUUCUCUUGAGCUUGGCUCCUCUUGUAUCUACCACAGAACAAUGUGUCCACCACAAGAUUUCUCCUAAAGUUUGUGCUUGUCUCUCUACACUGCACUACCAAAAUGCUAAUUGCCUCUCUGUCUCAAAGUCUUAAAAGUCUCACCUAUUGUGUGGGCAGCAUUCCUGGACUGUUCUAGCCAUUUAUGUGGCUGUUAAUGUAUUGCCAUUUCCCAGCAUAGUGACAUUCAGGUCUGUCUCUGAAAUACAGCAAUUGCAUAAAUUUUAGUGUUAAAGAGAGGAGGAGGUAAGAUCUUGUCUUUCCCAUGGCAGGACAUACAUUAAAUCAAAUGGCAGCUAGGUUUGGAUGACAAUUAAAUCAGACUAAUAGAUAAAAUUUAUGAGUUCCAUCUGCUGAGCCUGCCAAGAAGUCUGCUUUAAAGGCAUUUAAAGGAAGGAACUGUAAAAAUUUGCCUGACCGUUAUCUAGAAGCCAAGGAGAAUUUAUUUUAUUAUAACAGUAUUUAGCCCACUUUUUACUAUAAAAAAGAAAAAAAAGUAAAAAACGUACUACAAUCACAGCUUAGACUGGAUUGUCAGUGCCACAACUUAGAGAACAUACAGAGACACAAGUUUUUUCUCAUUCUCAGUAUAUGAGGUGAGCACCAAACGCCAAAUUAUAAACCACUGGGCGAUCGUGUCUGAUGUUUUUGAAACUAAGAGUAGAUCAGCAAUGCAACUGUUAUCCAUAAAAACUAUAUUUGAUUUGGACAUAAGUCAUGUUUAUGAAAUGUCAUAGUCCAAAUCUUACACACUUCAAGGGACAGUAUGUAUCAGACUGCACCAACACUGCCCAGUUGAACUACUUUAUGUGUAUACUAUCUAUGCUUUUUACAGGGUAAGGAGUUUAGUUUGUGCUUGCAGUGUGUCCAUCAAAACACAUGUUUUAUUUUAUCUUUUAAUAACUCCAUGUUUGUUUCAGGACGGCGCCUGCGAGGCAAAGCUUUCUACAAUGUCAAUGGCAAGGUCUACUGUGAGGAAGAUUUUCUGUACUCUGGUUUCCAGCAGACAGCUGAGAAGUGCUUUGUAUGUGGUCACCUCAUCAUGGAAAUGAUCCUUCAAGCAUUAGGGAAGUCCUACCACCCUGGCUGUUUUCGUUGUGUUGUGUGUAAAGAGGGUCUAGAUGGUGUCCCAUUCACCGUAGAUGUCGAAAAUAACAUCUACUGUGUCAAAGAUUAUCACACGGUUUUUGCGCCCAAGUGUGCCUCCUGCAGCCAGCCUAUUCUUCCAGCUAAGGGCUCUGAGGAGACUAUCCGAGUGGUCUCCAUGGACAGAGACUACCAUGUGGAGUGCUAUCACUGUGAGGACUGUGGACUGCCACUAAAUGAUGAGGAGGGCCACCGCUGUUAUCCUCUGGAGGGCCACCUCCUGUGUCACAGCUGCCACAUCCAGAAGCUGCAGUCCCAGGUCCCGAGCUCUCCUCCUCCCAGCAGCUACCCGCUCCAUGUCACAGAACUGUGAGGAACAACUCCACCCUGCUACACAUACAAGAUUUUUAGUUAAAGUCUGUGUAGUUUCUGACUAGAUGGCCUUACCACAGCUGUCACAUGAUGGGACAGGGAAAAGGGUCCUGAUUCCUCCAUGGGGAGUGUGAUCCCUCUAAAGCACUGUGGACUCACCCAAAGGCCCAUGAUGACGUCAAGGCUCCUGACCCUCAGUCUUCAAAGUGGAUGCUUUUGAGUCAGAGAAGAAAUUGCAGACCAUGCUUCUUUUCCUUAUGCCACAGUCCCAACAGUGUUGUGUAAAAGCUGUAUGGACCAGACAGGCCCAGGGUGACCAUGCUGUGCCUUUAGAGCUGGCUCUCUUUAACAGCACCGUGAACUGCUAGCAUAAUGCUCUUACGCCCAAUAACAGUAGCACAAGUCGCACUGCCACAAAGCUGACAACCGACUGACAUUCCUUAAGAGACUUGAGAGAUUCACAUGCUGUGUCUUAAUAAUAUUAUUAAAAAAAGAAAAGCCUAGAAGCACAUAGAUUGUCUUUUUAUAUAAAAAUAUAUAAACUAUAUAUUUGCAGAUGUUUCCACAUACAGACUUUGAUCCUUUUGUUUCCUUCUCGAAAAGAUCUUAUAAAUGAUAUGUAUCAUGUGGUACUGGGGUCUACUGGGGUCCCUUCAGGACACAUACUAUUUUAGUUUGUCUGAUAUUCAGUGAGAUAGAGGCCUGUCAGUGCAAUGCCAACAUUUUUAGCUUAAGUUAAUUGUAAGAACAAACUGAGAAUACUACAACAAUGCAUUAUUUUCUGUUAUUGGCUAUCCAGCAUUGGAUAGAUCUGCUUCGUGCACAUUUUCAUACUGAUUUUCCACCGAGCAAGCAUUGGUAUAAAUGAGUAGCCACAAUGUCUUAAGAGGUCUGUCUUUGUCUGGCUCCAAUCAGCCAUUGGUUUUAUUUGCUGCUCUGGGACACAAGGUAGUGGCUGGUUCCACCCACAUUUCCAGUCAGUCCUACUUAUUAUCUGUUGGUUGUUGUGUGAGUGUAUGCAUAGGAUGUAUGCUGUUUUGUUUAUGAGUGUAUGUGUUAAUAUGCAAGAAAAACUACACAAGAGUUAAAAAAAAAACAAAAAAAAACAAAACUUGAAACUUUGAGUGGUAAUGGUGAUUGAAAAAAAAUAAUCACAUUUUUUGAAGGGCUGUGACUGGUAAUACAAGAUUCUCCUUAAAGACAUGUUUGAAGGAAACUUUUGAAUAGCAGAAAAGCACUCUUAAAGAAGACAUGUUUAUUGUUAAACUAUAAAAUAUAUAGAUUAUGAUUUUACAAUUUUGUUCAUUGUAAACCUCAAUAUUGAAAACAGCUUCAUAACAGAAGCAGGUCCACUGACUUCCUGUCAGGUCCACUGCAGAAUAAUAGGCUCCACGUCAUCAUAGUGGAAUUUCACCGUAGCAGCAGCAGCAGCAGAUUUCCAUGUGUUUUUAUUAUAGAAAAUGUAUGACAUGGGGUCUGUUUGUUUUUUUGUUAUUUUCAGCAGUGAGAUAGGCAGUAAGUGAGAGAAGACAUUUUCUGAGCACUCAUGCAUCAAAUGUAGGACAAUACAGGAUUACUUAAACAAGCUUGAAUCAUUCAAGAUACAAUUCAUUAUGAGUAAGUUCAUGAUGAGGGAACACUGUUAUAAUAAGGUUAAAAGUACAUUCAUCAUAAUUUGUCUCGUAAUAUGCUGACCUCUUGAUCCCAGAUAUGUGUAAUGUAAAAUAUCUGAAUGUGUAUGCUUGUGAGUGUGGCAGGACCAUGGUACAAGCACUCACUGUGUUCAGUGGGCAGCUCUGCUUCCAGUGAAUUGACCCCAACAUGUCUACUAUUAUCUACUAAAAUGCAGCAUUUUGCUGCAUUCCAUUGAACUCAUAUGCAUCAUACAUAUUUUAAAAUGUUAUCUGGUGCUACAUAAUUGUUAAAUGAUAAUCAUUCACAAACCUCUAUUUUGUCUUAUGUCUCAAUAAUACUACUGAUUGUGUAAAAUAAUUAGACUGAAACAGGCUAUAUGAAAGUACUGUCAUUUAUGUUGCAAAAACUUUUCGAAUGUAAUAAUAGUGUUUAUCUCUUGUGACAUGUAUUUGUAAAGUAACAUGGAAAAGGUGAGACGUUCCCCUCAUCUAGGGUUGGCAAUAUUGACAAAAAUUCGUAUACUCACCCCCAAUUUCAUGGCAGUCUGUCAGAAAUGUGCUAUAACCUGUCAUUAAAUGUUUUGAGGGUUGAGGUUCAAAUAUCGCACAAACCAUUAAUGGGCUGUAAAAAGUGCUGACAUAUCACAUUAUACCUUAAUUUAAAAGAUUACACUGCAGGUUUCUGUUGUUUUUAUUUAUUAUAAUGUGUUUUAAUCUCCAAAACAGCCAUUUUACUAUGUACUAGGGCUCUUCUGAUGUGUGCUGCCUGAAAGAUUACACUGGCUUUUUUGAACAAAAAACAGGGACCAGAGUGUAUCCCCUGUAGUUUUAUUAUGUCACAUUUUAUGUACUUUUACUAGAGCACACUGCUAAUUGCCCCAUACAUGAAAGGAUUACUUUAUUUUCUGGUGGAAAUUAUUUGGAAAGAAGAGUACUGCUUCCUCUAUCAUCCAUAAUGGUCAUAUAUUUUGUAUAGCUGUAUUUUGCCUAUAACUAGGUGGUUCAUAAAAAGGAACCUAGAUCUAUUUAUCUAAACAUGAAAAGUUAUUUAAUGUAUUAAAACUGGGAUGUAUCAUUUAACUAUAGAUGUCAUAAUCUGCUUUUUCAAUAAAGUGGUUUUCUAGCUAACUGCAAAAAAACAUGUCUUUUUUUUUAACUUUUGCUACCAACAGACUUGCACAGUAGUGGUCUUAAGUAGAAAACUAACAUAAGCACAUAUGA